Rangifer tarandus platyrhynchus (Svalbard reindeer) is the source of this 309-nucleotide messenger RNA. The record is from the annotation of a GenBank genome assembly. Lineage: Eukaryota; Metazoa; Chordata; Mammalia; Artiodactyla; Cervidae.
AUGGCCUUUGUUUGGGAGGAGCUGAGGUUUCUGACAACCCACUCUGGUCACUGCAAUGCUGGUCCACAGAUGGAGUCUGUGGGCCUCCUACCAACGAUAGGUCUACUGCUACAUGAGGGUCAAGUGCUGGCGGUGGGGUGGGGGUUGGGGGUGGUGCAAGGGGACAAAAGAAAGUACCUGAGGAAAUCCAGCAACCAGGGAAGGAAAGCAAAGAGAACCACCUGUGAUAGGUGUAGCUCUAAGAGCACAGGGAUUUCACCUGCUCAGUGCAGUAACUGCAUCUGGAGCAGGCCCCGCAAGUGCUUCUGA